UGUAUCGCCGCCUGCCGCCCGAGGAGACGGAGGAGCUGCGCCUCCAGCCUCAAGGAUCAGAAGAGGCCAAAGCGUUUGUAAAUGCCUUCCUGAAGCGCAGUAUGCCCAAAAUGAAAGAUGAAGCUAUCCAGGAUAUAUUAACUCAGAAAGCUGUAGUUCUUGAGCAUUAUUCCAAAAAAAAGACAAAGCAAAAGAGGAAGAAAACAAAAGGUUUCACUGCCAAGCAAAGACGGGAAAUGCGUCUUUUUGAAAUUGAACCUGAACAGCAAAGAUACGCAAUCUUUCUACCACUACACGAACUCUGGAAACAGUACAUCAGAGACCUGUGUCAUGGACUUAAACCAGAUACGCAACCACAUAUGAUUCAGGGCAAACUGCUAAAAGCUGAUCUCCAUGGAGCUAUUGUUACAGUCACAAAAUCAAAGUGCCCCUCUUAUGUUGGGAUAACAGGAAUCAUUCUACAGGAAUUUAAACAUGUCUUCAAAAUUAUCACUAAAGAGGACAAGUUAAAAGUUGUUCCCAAACUCAACAAUGUAUUUAGCUUGGAAAUCGAUGGAUUCAUUUCCUACAUCUAUGGAAGCAAGUUCCAGCUUAGAGCAAGUGAGCGAUCUGCAAAGAAGUUCAAGUUGAAAGGAACUAUUGACCUAUGAUUUCAUGGAAAAUCAGAAGUAUUAAUAGAAAUACCUGCUGAUUUCCUGCAGUGUAAAGACCAGGUUUUCUGGCAGAUUAAAAAUGAAAUAGCUAUGUGAAAUAUUUCUAAAGCAUUUCUUCUUACUGAAGAAUGACUAGUAUCUGUUGUUUUUAAAGCAGUCUCUCACACUGUUGGAGUUGUAUUGUAUCUGUUUUGUUAUUUAUAUAUAACAUUCUGGCUUUUAGUAAACUUACAUGAUUAG
Mesitornis unicolor (brown roatelo) is the source of this 893-nucleotide messenger RNA. RefSeq names its product processing of precursor 4, ribonuclease P/MRP subunit (S. cerevisiae) (gene POP4). Gene Ontology annotation, molecular function: ribonuclease P RNA binding. Lineage: Eukaryota; Metazoa; Chordata; Aves; Mesitornithiformes; Mesitornithidae. The record is from RefSeq and is a predicted model, not a curated record. Gene Ontology annotation, cellular component: ribonuclease MRP complex; ribonuclease P complex. The coding region runs from base 102 to 650 and encodes 182 amino acids. Gene Ontology annotation, biological process: rRNA processing; tRNA 5'-leader removal. The transcript has 6 exons.